AAGAAUGGAGGAAGUGGGACAAAGGGGGUAAUGAGGGAGAGAGAGAAAGAGAGAGAAGACUUCAACAUCAAGGAGAGUAAAAUACAGCUAGCAAUGAAGGUGGAUGCUCACCUACCAUAAAACCCUUCAAUCUCUCCUUACUUUUUUAGCCUUUGUUCGCUUCCUCUCUCUCCUCUCAAAUCUUUCCCAUUUCCCUUCUUUUCUUUUCACCUCUCUCUCUCUCUCUAUUUCUUCUCUUCUUAUUCAAGGUAUUGUUUCAGACCCCAUUGCCUAUUUACAUACUCUUUUUUCACUAAUUUAAACAAGGAAUGAACUGGGUUUUUAACUUGUUUGAUUGCUAGGUAGCUGAAAUUUUCAAUUGGGUUUUUGGAUGGGUAGAUAGUUUUCUUGGUUUCUCAAUGAAUUUUGUUUUUCUUUGGGCGGGAAUUGGAGUUUUUUCAGCUCAAGUUUAGCAGCUUCAGUGAGUUGUUUUUCUUUUUUGAACAGUUGGAUUGGUGUUACAUUGAAAAUUUCAGUGUCGGCAGGGAGUAUUAUAUAGAAUUAUGGGUUCAAGAAGCAGUUUUCUUAGUCUUUUCAUCAAGAAUACUCUGUUUGGUAGCUGUGAAAGUGGAGGAAAUGAGGAUAAAUUGAACUGAAUUUGAGAACUGAAGUUUUCAUUAUUUCAGUCAUUACCAAUCCCAGUAUGAACUAAAAACCAAUUUCCCAAUUUUUUCCACUCUUUUUCUUUUUACUGAAUUGAGUUCUCAUUUUGUCUUAUCAAUUAAACAAAAGGAGACCAUAGUUCUCAAAAUUCAAUUCCUUGUUUCCUUCAUUUUUCCUGAGGAACAAACAGAGUAAUGUGGAGAAAGUAAAAUGAAAAUGAUUAUUGAUAGUUUUGGUUUUUCUGAAACACUGAAUAAGAAGCUUUCUGCUGUUUUUUUCAUUCAAUAAAUUGCACUAUACAUUUCAGCUACCAAAGUAAUUUAUGUACUAACAGUUUCAAUUUUGUUAACUUAUCUUGCAGGUUUCUCAAGGAAAUUCUCUUCAUUUUCCUGGAAAACUUCUCUUCUUUCCAGAAAAUUUUAAUUACUGAGUAUCAAAAGGUUUUUUUGGAAUAAUUAAUAUAAAGAAAACAUGAUUGGACCAACGAAUUUCAUCGAUGAGAUAGAUUGCGGCAGCUUCUUCGACCACAUAGACGACCUCCUCGACUUCCCUAACGAGGAUGCUGAGGUUGGCUUAUCCGCCUCCGACGUCAAUGCCGCCGCUUUUCCUAGCAUUUGGACGACGAAUUCCGAGUCAUUACCUGGUUCUGACUCUGUUUUUUCCAACAACAAUGCUUCCGACCUGUCCGCGGAAAUUUCUGUUCCGUAUGAAGAGAUUGUUCAAUUGGAAUGGUUGUCAAACUUUGUUGAAGAUUCUCAUUGUGGAGCGAGCUUGACAAUCAAGAAAGAAGAGUCCUUUUCAAUCAAUAAGGAGUCAUCCCGUCAUCAAUUCCAGAGUUCCAGUCCAAUUUCUGUUCUUGAAAGCAGCAGCUCUUGCUCGGGGGAGAAAACAUUGCCGCGCAGCCCUGAAAUGGCUGCCCCUGGAAGGCGAGGACGUGCACGUAGCAAACGUCCCCGCCCUGCCACCUUCAACCCUCGUCCCGGGAUUCAGCUUAUUUCCCCAACUUCAUCUGUCAAUGAAAAUGACAUUCCUCAGCCAUUCGUUUUCUCCAAGGUGCCUUCGGACUCUGAGAACUAUGCUGAGUCGCGGCUGUUGAUCAAAAUACCUAGGCAAGUUAAUCCGGAACAUAAGAAGAAAAAGAAGAUCAAGUUGUCACUUCCAGCUGCUCCAGCUGAUAAUACUCAAAAUCCAUCAGGACCAGCAGUUAGGAAAUGUAUUCACUGUGAGAUAACCAAGACACCACAAUGGAGGGCAGGGCCAAUGGGGCCAAAAACCCUUUGCAACGCUUGUGGCGUUCGCUACAAGUCCGGCAGGCUCUUCCCCGAAUACCGGCCUGCCGCAAGUCCAACAUUUGUUCCAUCGUUGCACUCCAAUUCUCAUAAGAAAGUGCUUGAGAUGAGAACCAAAAGUGGUACCGCAGCACUCACUGCAACAAUGGUCACCAAUUCACCAGAGCUGAUUCCAAAUGAAAGCAACCCAGCAUUAGAUUAUAUAUGAGGGAGGGUGUGGAGAAUUGUGAGAUCCCAUUGUUGGAUAAUCUUUCUCCUCUCUGUUUCCCUCUCCCUCUCUCUCUUUUUUCCCUUGUGUUAUUCUCUUACUCUUAUUUUAUCUCAUUGUUCAUUGUUUUUCUGUACAGGGUUGGAAUGGGGGGAAUAGUAGCAAUAGAUAACCAAUAUUUUAGAUAGUAGAGAGGGAUUGCAUUGAGAGAACUGAGAAAAAAGGUAGAGAAAAUGGAAGCUUAAGGGUUAGCAGAGUAGUAGGUUUUAGUAAUAUGAGGUCAUUAGUUAUUGGAGUCGGUGUUGUUUUCUUUCUUUUUUCUUCCUCCCCGUAGGAAUUCUUUUUGCAGUUCAAUUUGUUAGUAUAAAUCAAAAUUCUGAGAUGAGUUAUGGAAUUCAAGAACCUGUUAUUUUCAGUUCAAAA
Durio zibethinus is the source of this 2562-nucleotide messenger RNA. NCBI's taxonomy places the organism in Eukaryota, Viridiplantae, Streptophyta, Magnoliopsida, Malvales, Malvaceae. The record is from RefSeq and is a predicted model, not a curated record.